UUAUGCACAAAUCAAACUCGGGUAAGAUUACUCGUAGCACUGUAUCGCCCUCUACCGCAAUGUUCUGGAUUGUUUUUGUUUGAUCUGGGACGAUGGCGUGAUAUCCUUACAUGACUAUUACACGAUUAAGAACUUUCGAAGCACGAUGGUAGGAUGUCAGAUAUAUACAGCUAUCCCGGUGUGUUAGGCCAACAACAUGCCUUGCUCCUUCCCCUUAUCGAACUCAAAUUUAUCGUAGAACGUGCUGUGUGUCCACAGUGUUACAAGCGCUCAUCUCAUAAAAUAUCAGUCCUCUGCACUUCCAGUGCCUUCAAAUCCUCGACCUGAUUCCGAGUUCCAAGUCGAGCGCAAUAUCAACUGAUUGCUGAAAAAUUGACCGAUUCGUUUCGGUUAUUCUAGGUUAGUCAAGUCUAUAGCGUACAUGGCCAAUUCAAUUGACAGUCAUAGUAUUGUCAUGUUUGGCCGAAGAAGACCCCUCUUGGGAGCUGCGCUCGUGGUGGGAGCGUCAAGAUCUGCAGCAAGACAUGAGGUGGAGAGAGAGGCACAGCGCAGCGCGGAGAUGCAGUGGGCCGCAGAGAAGGCAGCAGUCGACAAAAGGCGAGAGGAAGAAGAGAGGGACAGACGUACUCAGUUGGCUUUAGACGAAGCGAUUGCUAAAGAAAGGCAAAGGACCGAGAGUACCCAAAGCUCUCGACAGCCGGGCGUGGGUGAGAAGCAAGCACCGAACGUUCGAUACUGCCCAAGCUGCGGGCACGCGUGUUUGCGUGGGGCCAAGUUCUGUAGCAUGUGUGGAGAGAAGCAACCUGAGGACGACAGUCUCCCACAGAAUAUGAAGUAAUGUACAUGGAAUAUUAGUUCAGAAGUAUGAAGACCCAUAGGACAUAUCAAUGCGGUUCUCCUUUUUGCGGUGGCAAUUUCUAGUUGGGCAUAUUGCACUGAUCAUGGUACCUAGGUACCGUGGCAGCGAAGUAUCAGUACCCAGACGUUGCAGGGUCGUUUCACGCCAUCAAGAUGACUUGCUUGGACCACUGGAUGAUGCGAUAGCGGGCUUAGUCACGGAUAAGAAUUGGAUGGCAG
Molecule: messenger RNA, 1077 nt
Organism: Paraphaeosphaeria sporulosa
Lineage: Eukaryota; Fungi; Ascomycota; Dothideomycetes; Pleosporales; Didymosphaeriaceae
Exons: 1
Coding region: 422-838 (138 amino acids)
Source: RefSeq, a predicted model, not a curated record